CGCGCGGCGCGGGUAGUGGUGGAGCGGCGGCGCCGCGUCCCGCAUCGCGCAGCGCCAACGGUGCGCAGGGGCCGCCCGCAUGGUGGACAUCAUCCUGCCGCGGCCGCUCCCGGGCGCCAUGGGGGAGCCCGCCAAGAGGCGGCCGGGGCUGGCGCUGUGCGCGGGCUGCGGGGGCCGCAUCCAGGACCCGUUUCUGCUGCGGGUGUCUCCGGACCUGGAGUGGCACGUCGCCUGCCUCAAGUGCGCCGAGUGCGGGCAGCCGCUGGACGAGACCUGCACGUGUUUCCUCCGCGACGGCAAGGCCUACUGCAAGCGGGACUACGGCAGGCUCUUCGGCAUCAAGUGCGCGCAGUGCCGGGCGGCCUUCAGCAGCAGCGACCUGGUGAUGCGCGCCCGCGCCAAGGUGUACCACAUCGAGUGUUUCCGCUGCGUGGCCUGCAGCCGUCAGCUCAUCCCCGGGGACCAGUUCUGCCUGCGAGAGCGCGACCUGCUCUGCCGCGCCGACCACGGGCCGCCCCCCGACGGCGCCGCCGCCCGCGGGCCCCGCAGCCCCGCGCCGCCGCCCGCGCACCUCGCAGAGCCGGUUCCCGGACGGCCGCCCGGCCCGCGGCCGCAGUCGCACAAAGCGGCCGAGAAAACCACCCGAGUGCGGACGGUGCUGAACGAGAAGCAGCUGCACACGCUGCGGACCUGCUACGCCGCCAACCCGAGACCCGACGCCCUGAUGAAGGAGCAGCUGGUGGAGAUGACGGGGCUCAGCCCGCGCGUCAUCCGCGUCUGGUUCCAGAACAAGCGCUGCAAGGACAAGAAGAAAUCCAUCCUCAUGAAGCAGCUCCAGCAGCAGCAGCACAGCGACAAGACGAGCCUGCAGGGCCUCACCGGGACGCCGCUGGUGGCCGGCAGCCCCGUCCGACACGAGAGCGCCGUGCAGGGCAGCGCGGUGGAGGUGCAGACCUACCAGCCGCCCUGGAAGGCGCUCAGCGACUUCGCGCUGCAGAGCGACCUGGAGCCGCCCGCCGCCUUCCAGCAGCUGGUUUCGUUCUCCGAGUCCGGCUCUUUGGGCACGUCCUCCGGCAGCGACGUGACCUCGCUGUCCUCCCAGCUCCCCGACACCCCCAACAGCAUGGUGCCCAGCCCGGCCGAGACGUGAGGCCGCCCGGCCCCCGCCGCCGCGGGAUCUCCGCAUGCCGCGCUCCCUGCAUGAGACACCCGGCCCCGCGCCGCGCCCAGCGCGCCGGACGAGCGCCUUUGUCUUUUAAUUAUUCCUAUUUAAAACUAAACCGAACGUACCUUGCCGACGGCCCGAAAGCGCCGGGAUUCUCGCUGCCUUCACCGGACCGGAGAGAGAGAAAGAGAGAGUCCCCGCCCCGCUUAUUUCGUUGCGCGGAGGUUCGGCGCUGCGGAUUUCGAUGUUCCUUGCCCGCUGAAGGCGCAUUGCCCGGCGCCGCGACGGAUCUUCUUCCUCGCCUGGAACAGAAACGAAAACUCGAAUCGAACCCAACGGGGGUCGGAGCCCGCGGCCGUCGGGGCCGCCUCACGCCGGUGCGUCCCGCUGCACCGGGGAGCGGAGACGGGGCGGUGCGACGGGACAGCGCUGCCGGCGGUAACGGCGGCCGGAGGACGGAUUGUUUGAGCCUUUAAACGAACAAAAGUAAGUUAUUGCUAUUUAUUGUCAGAGUCAGCGGUCGGAUGGUGGGAUGGAGGAUUUGGGACUUAAUAAAAACGAACGAACGAACCAAAAAAAAAAAAAA
Messenger RNA from Coturnix japonica (Japanese quail), 1751 nucleotides. RefSeq names its product ISL LIM homeobox 2 (gene ISL2). Gene Ontology annotation, biological process: positive regulation of transcription by RNA polymerase II; axonogenesis; neuron fate specification. NCBI's taxonomy places the organism in Eukaryota, Metazoa, Chordata, Aves, Galliformes, Phasianidae. The record is from RefSeq and is a predicted model, not a curated record. Gene Ontology annotation, cellular component: nucleus. Gene Ontology annotation, molecular function: DNA-binding transcription factor activity, RNA polymerase II-specific; cis-regulatory region sequence-specific DNA binding.